This is a messenger RNA of Maylandia zebra (zebra mbuna), 3049 nucleotides long. RefSeq names its product gamma-aminobutyric acid receptor subunit alpha-5. Gene Ontology annotation, biological process: monoatomic ion transmembrane transport. The record is from RefSeq and is a predicted model, not a curated record. Gene Ontology annotation, cellular component: membrane. NCBI's taxonomy places the organism in Eukaryota, Metazoa, Chordata, Actinopteri, Cichliformes, Cichlidae. Gene Ontology annotation, molecular function: GABA-A receptor activity; extracellular ligand-gated monoatomic ion channel activity.
UAGGCGGUACAGGAAAGGGCACAGAGACAAGAAAAAUGUGGAGCGAAUCCGGUCUCCUCCGAGGUCGGUGGACACCAGCGAAGAGGCACCCAGUGUGAUGCUGCUGCUGCAACACCUCUGGAGGCGAUGCGGGAAACGCGGCGCAGCAGGCACUAAAGAAUAAGCGAGGCGGUCAAGCCUAUAGGAGGAGCAGAGCAGACAGACUACUACAACAGCUGCUGAUGGGGAAGCGCUGAUUGAAGGAGAGAGAGAGAGAGAGAGAGAGAGAGAGAGAGAGAGAGCAGAAAGAAGCUAAAGAGAAGGAGGAGGGGAGAGAGAGCCGACCAGCACGGGAAUUUAGUGAUUGGACCCGCGAUCUUCCAGUUUCGCCGACUGGAGACCCCAAAGCCUCCUGUCGCUGUUUGGAAAGAAAGCAACAAAAACCAAACCUUGCUGGUCAUGGAUCCUCGUGCAGCUCUCAACAGUAAAGUGACGGCAAGGCUCCUCGUUUCUCUCCUGCUUCUUUGCAGAUGUCAAAACAGUCUCUGCCAGUCAUCCCCAGAAGCUGAGAAGGAGGUGGGCACCAACGACAACAGCACAGUCUUCACCAGAAUCCUGGAUGGGCUCCUGGACGGUUACGACAACAGGCUUCGGCCAGGGCUCGGAGAGAAUGUCACAGAGAUCAAGACAAACAUUUUUGUCACCAGCUUUGGCCCCGUGUCUGACACGGAGAUGGAGUACACCAUAGACGUGUUCUUCCGUCAGAGCUGGAAGGAUGAGCGCCUGUGCUUCAAAGGGCCCAUGGAGAUGCUGCCAUUAAACAACCUGCUGGCCAGCAACAUCUGGACCCCAGAUACUUUCUUUCUUAACGGCAAGAAGUCUAUAGCUCACAACAUGACCACGCCCAACAAGCUGCUGAGGCUCAAGGAUGACGGCACCUUGCUUUACACAAUGAGAUUGACCAUAUCAGCAGAAUGCCCCAUGCAGCUGGAGGAUUUUCCCAUGGAUGCCCACGCCUGCCCUCUCAAAUUUGGCAGCUAUGCCUAUCCUGUGUCAGAAGUCGUCUACACUUGGACUGAGGGAGCUAAAGAAUCUGUGGUGGUGGCAGAGGAUGGCUCCAGACUCAAUCAGUAUCAUCUUGUUGGACAAAGUGCUAACACAGAGGAUAUACACACAAGCAGGGGACAGUAUACAGUGAUGAUGGCCCAUUUCUUCCUGAAGAGGAAGAUUGGAUAUUUUGUCAUCCAGACGUAUAUGCCAUGUUUCAUGACUGUAAUCCUGUCCCAGGUGUCAUUUUGGCUGAACAGAGAGUCAGUUCCUGCCAGAACUGUUUUUGGGGUGACCACUGUGCUGACCAUGACCACCCUUAGCAUCAGUGCGAGGAACUCGCUCCCCAAAGUGGCCUAUGCUACAGCCAUGGACUGGUUCAUUGCCGUCUGCUAUGCUUUUGUCUUUUCUGCCCUCAUUGAGUUCGCAACAGUGAACUACUUCACCAAGAGGAGCUGGGCUUGGGAUGGCAAGAAGGCUAUGGAAGCACAACACCCUAAGAAACGAGACCCGAUGGUUCUGUCCAAGAAGCCCAACAACGUGUGCUCGGCAGGUGUCAACUACACCCCCAACCUCACCAAGGACACGUCCAUCUCCACCAUCUCCAACACGACGUCGGUACACCUGCGUUCUGCUGAGACCAAGACGAUGGACCCCAAGAAGACCUACAACAGUGUCAGCAAGAUCGACAAGAUGUCGCGGAUAGUGUUCCCUGUCCUCUUCGGAACCUUCAACCUCGUCUACUGGGCUACGUACCUCAACAGAGAACCGUUGUCGAAAGGAGUUGUCAUCUCAACGUAAUCGCUCUUCUUAUUGUUCCUUUUUUUCAGGGGCGUGGGGGGGAGGGGGGGGGCAGUUUGUGUCAGGGAGAAGGGAAGGUUGAGCCUAAUAGAAGAGGGGUGAUCCAUAAUGAAAGCAGCCAUUGCUACAUCUCUCCCUCCAGACUAAACAAAUGUGAAAACAAAGAACAAAAACUAUACUCACCUAUUUAGAUCAAGCACUUUGAAUGGAUGCAAGGCUUCACGAUUCCCUUUCCUAUUUUUCAUGGCCUAAAAAACUGCAUUUUAAGACUGCAUUAACAGGAGAGAGGGUGCUUUGCUUCUUUCUCAUCUGUUCUGCUGCAGUUUGCAUGAUUCUCACCCCCAAAAAGGGAACAUGGACUCCUCUUUGUCUUGAACACCGACCAUGUAUAUGUCAGUCAUUGCUUAAACUAUGGGAGCACACUUGGUCACUACUACCUGUAGAAUUUAACAAAGUAAUUUAAUGCUUCAUGUUCUUACUGCACUGGGCUCAUAAACUCUGCAAUCUAACUCGCAUUUGAAUUUUAAAACAUGAUUUUAAAAUGUACCUAAUUCCGCGCUAUGAGAAAGACGCAUCUCUCGAGAUUGAUGCUGCAAGUGCAUUAAUAAUGUCGUUUUAUGUCUCCUUUUUAAAAAAAAAAAAAUAUAUCUUGCCAAUUCUUUUCCUCUGCCUAACGCAGAGGGUGCUUGUGUCUCUUGUUGUACAUCUUUACUUGAAGAUUCAAGAACUGUUGCUGCAGGCCUGGUUUCCCAAAAGCACUGGCAGUAAGAGUCUCAAAGUAAAAUGUGAGAGGAAAAGAAGUUUUGAAUUAAAAAGUCAUCAUUUAGGGCCAGCAAGAAUGUUUGAAAAAAGUGGGGUUUUUUUCUGGCCUACUUACACGAGGGUGACUGGACGGCUGUGGCAGAUGUGUUAGCACAAAUUAAGGAUUGGAUAUAUGUGAUUUAACAGAAUUUUGAGCCUGGGUCACUCAGUUGGGAAACCAAUAUGCACAGUUGAGAUACCAAAUGGAGAGCAAGUCACAUACAAAUCAGGACAGCGAUGUGGACAGUUUUGGGACUGUCGUUCAGAGAUGUCCAGACACGCACCCUGCUAAUGUGUCCACAGAGAAAACCAGACUCAUGUACAGUUCAUAACCCUGUUUUGGUUUUUUAAAAAACUGCUGGUGAAAUUUACUAAAUGAGUACUGUGACAAUUUUGUAAGGCACUGACACAGCUGCUAUGU